Symbiodinium sp. CCMP2592 is the source of this 1401-nucleotide messenger RNA. The record is from the annotation of a GenBank genome assembly. Lineage: Eukaryota; Dinophyceae; Suessiales; Symbiodiniaceae.
AUGUCUGAUCUGCGGCAGCGGGUGUUUCUGCAGAGCCUGCUCUUCGGCUGCUUGCUUUCGGCCUUGACCUUGAGCAUCGCCCACACUUUCUUCGGCCCGCGGUAUGGCGAGGCCGAGGAUGCUGAGGCCACGCCGUGCUGGCAGUCGGAUGCGAAUUCGGAGCCUGGCCUUGCCGUUAGUGGCCCGGAGACGAACCUCAGCAGCCUGGAUGUGGAAGAGCAACUGCGGAAUUUGUUGUCGCUCCUCCGUUGUAACGACAUGGACCAGUGCAUCCGGCAUGCCAGGUUGGCUGGCGAGGUUCGCGACACAUACCAUCGGCACAUCCUGGCUCAGAGGCGUCUCACUCUGCAGGGCGCUGCUGGCAACGGCGCCCAGGAGUGCAGCGGUUUCUUGGGAAUACAGGACCAGCACCCAGACCUUGUCCCGAUGCCCGAGUCGCUUCGCCCACGGCCUUCUUUUCAAGAAGCUUUCGCGGAUUUGAACAUCGUUGGCCUGCCCAAGACGGGCACGACGCAGCUCUAUGAAAUCCUGGCCUCCCACCCAAACGUGAGAAGACUGAAUCCGAACCGCAAGGAAAACUGCGCAGUCUACCCGCGCACGAGGAGGGACGUGGUUCUCGAUGCACAGAACGAUCUGGACAAAGAGAAGCGAAAGCUCCAAGUCAAUCUGCACUCUUUCGUUCAAUCCAUGGCGGCAACUCGCUCCGGGCAUUCUAGUUCGCCUGGUGCAGCACCCGCCAUUACGCUGAAUGGGUGCGUCAACUUUGCCAGCGUGGCGUUCACGUGGUAUUAUUUGAGGCCGACCCAUCGCAAGUUCAUCCUCAUGUUUCGCGAUCCCGCUGACUGGCUGUGGUCUUCCUGGAAUUUCUUUGACCAGCAGAAACACCUCGAUGCCGAAGGUCUUGGUCGCUAUGGCUGGGUGAAGAAGAACUAUCGUUCGCCAGAGUUGUUCCAUGAGCUGCUUACAUCCAGAUCGCAGACGCUGGGAGGGCAGUGGCUCGUGAGCUGGCGAUGCAGGAGCCUCGAGGAUCCCAGGCUUCUGAUGCGGAUGGUUGGACGCAGCAGCAUCCUCUUCUUGAGGAACGAGGACUUGGUACCCAGCAGAAUAAACCUGAAAGGCGGUUUGCUGGAGAAAGUGGGAGGCUUCCUGGGCAUCAGCUCGCAGAAGUUUGACCCGGACACUUACUCGCAGAUCAUGAAUUGCAACAACAAGAAGGGCUUCAAGUCCAAGUGCGACAACCUCACGACGGCCUACAAGGUGAGCGGAGGCAGGAGCUUGCUGCCUGAGACACGAGUUGUCAUCUACCUGCAGUUCUGGGAGCUAUGCAACAUUUGGGCGGUGGAGUUCGGCAUCGUUUACCCGGACUGCCUGAACGUGAUCAACUCCACGGCCCCCACAUGA